CGAGCGACACGGCGAUGCCUGCCCUGCAUCACAUGGCCGGAGUAAAAGAGAAGGGCUUGUGAUGUAGGUGGGGUCACUGUCGACGAGGGGAGGGUGCGAAAGUAGUGAUCGAAGUGCUGCAGGCGAGGGCUGCGACCGGCUGUGCAGUCGCGAGAGGGAAGCGAGAGACGCGUCGGUUCCGCGCAGCAGCAGCGGUGGCCGGGGGAGGAAAUGCGCUAUCAGCCUGCGCAAUGACUGCGUAGAUUCACUUGUUGCUCUGUGCAGGGGUGCGCGGACAUAGACAUGAACGGUGAUGGCAGCGCGCCGCGUUACGUGUCCACCUUCAGGAUGUACAUCAAACCGCAGCGGGCAUCGUCCGCAGCAGGGACUGGACCAGGACCGGCUGAUACCAGGACCCCAGAGAACCUCGGUGACACAGAACACCUUCACCUCCCCCCCCGCGGACGCCUUGAGCCGCCCACGUUCGUGAAGCCGCUGGAGGACUGCUGCGUGGACGAGGGGAAGGACUUCACGCUGCACGGCGUGCUCCGUGGGAGUCAGCCCAUCACAGUGACGUGGUUGCACAAUGGUGAGGCGGCUCGUUUCGGGAAGCCGUCCUUCAGCGGCGGCGGCGCGCGCUUCACCGUGACCGAGUGUCUGCCGGAGGACGCCGGCGCCUACACGUGCCUGGCGGAGAACGGCGCGGGGAAGACCUCCUGCUGCGCCGCCGUGUACGUCAGAGACUAUGAAACCAUCUGUGGUCGUCAGAAUCACGUCCCCACGCUCGCCGCCGGCGUUGUGGAGAACGGAGGUCCACGGAGUCCCGGCGACGAGCCGGAGCGGCCCACGCGCUCCAGUCGCACCUGCAGCAGAGACUCGGUGACGUCACCGAGAGAAGUCAUCCCAAAGAAGAGAGCCAGCUCAGGCACAGGUCCCUCGCUGCUGUUCCAACGGGUUCCGCAGCACGUGGAGGUGCAGGCGGGGCAGCCUGCCAGACUGACCUGCUUUUUCUCCGCCAGCCCUCCGGUGGUGUCCUGUUGGAUCCGGAACAAAGAGCAGGUCGCCGACGGCGCCGAGCUGUGGACGGAGAGGUCCGACGGGAGCAGCGCGCUGGUGAUCGCGGAGACAGAACCCAAGCACGCGGGCGCCUACACGGUUGUGGUGCGCGACCGCCGCAGUUCGGCGCAGCAGACGUUCACGCUGUCGGUUCUGGACAGACCGCAGCCUCCGGCCUCCGGCCCCGUGCUCUCCUGCGUCUCGGCCUCCAGCCUGGUGCUGUCGUGGUCGGGUCCGUGCUACGACGGCGGCAGCGUCGUCCUGGGCUACGUGGUCGAGGCCCGGAAGCGGGGACGGACCGGGCCGGGGGACUGGAGCGAGCUCACGGCCCAGUGUAGGAGCACGUCGUACAGGGUGAGCUCUGGGCUGCAGCCGCGGGAGGAGUACUGCUUCAGGGUGAGGGCCUACAACGCGGUGGGAGUGAGCGAGCCGGGACCGGUGUCGCCCGUGGUCCGGAUGGAGCAGAAAGAUGCAGAGACAGUGGCGGAGGAGGAGGAGGCUCCUCAGGCCUAUAGCUGUGUCACCAUUGACUCCACCCACAAAGUCACAGAUCACUACAACUUGCACGAGAAGUUGGGGAUGGGAAAGUUUGGCCUGGUGUUCAAGCUGACGCACAAGGCGACGGGACGCGUUUGCGCCGGGAAGUUCUACAAAGGCCGACGCACCAAGGAGAGGGAGGCCGCGCGCAAGGAGAUCGAGCUGAUGAACUACCUCCACCACCCCAAGCUGGUGCAGUGCGUGGCCGCCUACGACCACAGGCCCGAGAUGGUCAUGGUCAUGGAGUUCAUCGCGGGCGGCGAGCUCUUCGAGCGCAUCGUGGACGACGGCUUCGAGCACACGGAGGCCGCCAGCGUGCGCUACGUGCAGCAGAUCCUGGAGGGCGUCGCCUUCAUGCACCAGCAGAGCAUCGUCCACCUGGACCUCAAGCCCGAAAACAUCGUGUGCGUCGACAGCACGGGCACCUCCGUGAAGAUCAUCGACUUCGGACUCGCCAGCAGGCUGGACGGCAACGCGCCCCUGAAGGUGAUGCACGGGACUCCGGAGUUCGUGGCACCUGAAGUGAUCAACUAUGAGCCCGUGGGCUUGGCCACCGACAUGUGGAGCAUUGGCGUCAUCUGCUACAUUUUACUCAGCGGGGAGUCUCCCUUCCAGGGAAACAGCGAUACAGAGACCCUGGCCUUGGUCACAGCUGCUCAGUGGGAGUUUGACGACGAGAGCUUCGACGAGAUAACGGACGAGGCCAAACAUUUCAUCAGCUCCCUGCUCAACAAGGAUCCCCGGCAGAGGAUGUCCUGUGAAAAAGCUCUUGCCCACUCCUGGAUGGCAGCCUUUGACUCCAAAGACCUUGCUGCCACCAAGUGUCUCUCCAAGGAGAAGAUGAAGAGGUUUCUGGCCAGACAGAAGUGGAAGAAAGCGGGGAAGGCCAUGCUGGCCCUGAAGAGAAUGGCUUUGCUUUCUAAGAGUGAGAGUGCGGUCUCUCCCACCACCACUGGAGAAGUCUCACCCCUGAGCCCAGAGGCAGAGAAGGCCCUGCAGUCUCUGGAGCUCAAGAUGCAGGGACCACCGCAGUUCACCCAGGUCCUUCAGAACCAGACGGUAGCUCAGGGAUCCAGUGCCUGUCUGUCAUGUCACCUCACAGGAUACCCUGACCCAGAGGUGGUGUGGAUCUGUGGCGAGCAACCGGUCAUAGAGUCGUCCGCGGUGCAGAUAGAGUAUGAGGAAGAUGGCCGCUGCACGCUCCUCCUCACCAAAGCUGGCCCUGAGGACACUGGUCUUUACACCUGUAGAGCCACCAAUGCCCACGGGGAAGCUUUCUGCUCCGCCACACUCACUGUUAAAGAGUAAAGUCUUUCUAGUAGAGGAGUUUCCAGUCCUGGGGCUCAGGGGCCACUGCUUUUCUGACUGAUGUAGGCAGAGCAAGAUAGUAGGAAAAGGACCAGGACGCUUUUGGUUUAUGUCAAUAUAUUCAAGUAAUUUAAUAUUCUUUGUUUUUAAGUUCACUUGUACUGUUCAUUUUUGCUUUAAUUCACAUUGGGUCAAACCAGUUCAUUUACUGUGGCUGGGAAUAUCUUGAGUGGUCGUUAUCACAAUACACUGUCUUACACAAAUUUCAACCCUUAUUUAACUUUCUUAAACUAUUUUAAAAUUCCUUUAAAACCCUGUCAAUAAAUUGAGAUAAAAACAAAGACAA
This is a messenger RNA of Betta splendens (Siamese fighting fish), 3226 nucleotides long. RefSeq names its product myosin, light chain kinase 5 (gene mylk5). Lineage: Eukaryota; Metazoa; Chordata; Actinopteri; Anabantiformes; Osphronemidae. The coding region runs from base 283 to 2880 and encodes 865 amino acids. The transcript is spliced from 17 exons. The record is from RefSeq and is a predicted model, not a curated record. Gene Ontology annotation, molecular function: protein binding; ATP binding; protein kinase activity. Gene Ontology annotation, biological process: protein phosphorylation.